ACGUGAAAGCUCAGGGAAUCCAAGAGUGAGGUGAGGGAAUCAAGGCCUGGAAGUCAGGGAUGGCUCCUGAAGAAAGGGUCGAAUGAUUUGGGGGACGGAUCAGCAGCCAGGUGAAGGACCGCCGUGCGCAUCCCCUAGGCAGAGGAGCUGCAUUUGGCAGUUUCCUCCCAAAUGCAGCCGUAUCCAGCAUGCUCCAAGGCUACAGCACUGUGUUCCAGGCCUUGCUGGGGACCUUCUUCACCUGGGGGAUGACGGCAGCUGGGGCGGCUCUGGUGUUCGUAUUCUCUAGUGGACAGAGACGGAUCUUAGAUGGAAGUCUUGGCUUUGCUGCAGGGGUCAUGUUAGCAGCCUCCUACUGGUCCCUCCUGGCCCCAGCGGUUGAGAUGGCCACAUCCUCUGGGGGCUUUGGUGCCUUUGCCUUCUUCCCUGUGGCUGUUGGCUUCACCCUCGGAGCUGCAUUUGUCUACGUGGCCGACCUCGUGAUGCCUCAGCUGGGUGCGGCAGAAGACCCCCAGAUGGCCCUGGCACUGAACUUGGACCCUGCGUUGAUGAAGAAGUCUGAUGCCGAGGGUCCCAGUCUGCUCUUCCCUGAGAGUGAACUUUCCAUCCGGAUAGGUAGAGCUGGGCUUCUUUCAGACAAAAGUGAGAAUGGUGAGGCGUACCAGAGGAGGAAGGCGGUGGCCACCGGCCUUCCAGAGGGCCCCGCUGUCCCCAUGCCUUCUCCAGGGAACCUGGCUCCUCGCAGUGACAGCAGCUGGAGGAGGAUCGCGCUGCUCAUCUUGGCCAUCACCAUACACAACAUCCCAGAGGGGCUUGCUGUUGGAGUUGGAUUUGGAGCCGUAGAAAAGACGGCGUCCGCCACCUUUGAGAGUGCCAGGAACUUAGCCAUUGGAAUUGGGAUCCAGAAUUUCCCGGAGGGCCUCGCGGUCAGCCUUCCCUUGCGAGGAGCUGGCUUCUCCAACUGGAGAGCCUUCUGGUACGGGCAGCUGAGCGGCAUGGUGGAGCCUCUGGCUGGCCUCUUUGGGGCCUUCGCCGUGGUUCUGGCAGAACCUGUUCUGCCCUACGCUCUGGCCUUCGCCGCGGGCGCCAUGGUCUAUGUGGUCAUGGAUGACAUCAUCCCCGAAGCUCAGAUCAGUGGCAACGGGAAGCUGGCGUCCUGGGCCUCCAUCCUGGGGUUUGUGGUGAUGAUGUCCCUGGAUGUGGGCCUGGGCUAGUGCCGAAGCGCUCGGACCCCAGGAAAGGCCGCACGAGACCAUGGCAACGCUCGGCCGCCACGGGACCACUGGCCUCUCUUUGCAUCGGAACAUUUUACUUUUUCUCCUGUUCAUCUCGUUAUCCUGAUUGACUCUGAUUACAUGACAGUUUUUACUUUUCUUCUGAGGGAGACAUAGGUUUUAUUUCCGGACUUCCAAGGUGUCAGUGGAACAAGAGAAUUUGGGCCACUGAAUGGAGUCUCGCUCCAGUGGGGUUACAGUCCGGGAGACCUCUGGGACUUCAGUCUCCCUCACCAGACGCAGUGGCAGCGCCCCAAGGCCACCUACAGAAGCAAGCUACCCCGAGAGAAGUCUCUUCGGCAUGUUUGCCUAGUGGCUCAGGGCAGAGUGACCAGGGCAGCUCUCAUCUGUUCCUCCUGAUCUGGAACUGGAGCAUCACGGACAAAGCCUCCUGCCACUCUCCCAGUCCCACCGGCCCCAGGAGGGGUGCACCUUCCUCUGCCUCCCUGGGGAGACGCUGGGGGGGAUGGGGCUGCCGACAAAGGGAAGAAAAUCAGCUAGCCGCUCUUCUCCCUCUCUCUCUUCUCUUCGAGUGCUCAUUCUCUCUCUCUCUCUCUCUCUCUCUCUGUCUGUCUCUCUCUCUCAGAUUUACAUUGUGAGAUUACGGGAAUUAGGGAAUCGCGACAACUGUGAACACACUGUGAGCCCUGCGAGAAGAAGAGGCUGUAGCUUUGAUCAGAGACCGCUGUUCUCUGGGGAUCCCAGGAGCAAAGUGGUUUGUCAUGGUUUCCAAAUCCCUAUGACAUUUAUUUUGAUAAGUUCAAAGCCUUCAUUUUGCUAAGAGCCUGGGGGACACCAGCCAACUGCUAGAACUCAAACCCUUCAUUUACCUGUGGACAGAGCCACUUAAGCUAAUUUAAGUGAAGGGAAGACGUGUGGCAUCUGUGAUAGGUCCGUCUCUCCGGCCAUUUGGCUACUUGUAACCUGACCCAGAACUCCUUUAAGCUACAGCAAGCUUUGCUGGAGUUUGGCCAGAGCCCUUAGGAUGAGAAAGGAAGAAGGGGUAGGAAAAGAAGGUUUUUAUGUUUUCCUUUAAAAGUAAAUUUUCAGCAAGUCGUCAUUCUGAGUCGACCCUAAACAAUGACUUGAACUAGAUUAGAAGGCGGUCUGUGCGUCCAUGCACAUCGCGUCCCCAGCAGGCGUGGUGUGGCCUCCCUGCUUCGAGCACAGCGGGGCCUGCUGUCCUCCCUGGUCGGAGGGGCCCCAGGACCUUGCGCGGGCUCUGCAGACACGGUGGGCCGCCCAGGAGCCCGGGGUUUGGGUGUGGUGUGAGCCCGCCUGCCCUCCGCGUUUACAUGUUCGACGGCUGCCCGGGGCGCAUGCCCUGCUCUGUGAAUGCCCCCACACCUGAAGGCCAACCUUAUGCUGGGCCAAUCAGUGUACGUUUUUCCGAAUCACUGACGAUCAAAAUUGAAGACACGUCCAGAGGUUUGAUUGGUUGAGGCGAUUUGUUCUGGUGGUUGAUGUGUAUUUUUAUGUCUUUGUAUGUAGUUCUACACAAUGCAGACUUCUUUCUGAUGGACAAGACCUCACAACUGUGAUUAAUCUCAAUAAAAGGGACAUUGCUGUGGCCAGCA
Messenger RNA from Phyllostomus discolor (pale spear-nosed bat), 2851 nucleotides. It is a transcript of the gene SLC39A11, whose product is annotated as solute carrier family 39 member 11. Gene Ontology annotation, cellular component: membrane. Lineage: Eukaryota; Metazoa; Chordata; Mammalia; Chiroptera; Phyllostomidae. The record is from RefSeq and is a predicted model, not a curated record. The transcript is spliced from 10 exons. Bases 189 to 1214 code for a protein of 341 amino acids. Gene Ontology annotation, biological process: zinc ion transmembrane transport. Gene Ontology annotation, molecular function: zinc ion transmembrane transporter activity.